Molecule: messenger RNA, 981 nt
Organism: Leishmania mexicana MHOM/GT/2001/U1103
Lineage: Eukaryota; Euglenozoa; Kinetoplastea; Trypanosomatida; Trypanosomatidae
Exons: 1
Coding region: 1-981 (326 amino acids)
Source: RefSeq, a predicted model, not a curated record
AUGGCGUCCUCAUCCUGCUCGCCCUACGGGCACUCCACAUCCACUCGGGACUAUCUCUUCCGGUCCCUCUACCUCCGGCGCGAGAUGUUACUCCUCACCACCCACGGCAUGGAUUCUGCGUUGACCCCGGCAGAGGAGGAUAAGGACGAGAGGCAGCCAAGCGUCGCAAACUCGGUAGAGUCGGCGGCCAGUACACUGCGAGACGUGUUGCUUCUGCCGCCGCUCUACUGCUUGGAUGGCCUGUCGCUGACGCCGUCCGUCAACGAGGAGCCGGCCUUUGGGGUAGACCCGAUGCUCACGCCAGACCACGCGUGGAACGGUCUUGUGCACGUGCGCUCGUCCUCCUCGCCUUGGCACCGUGGCUGCUUCGCCUUCUACGUGUACUUCCCUAGCCGGUAUCCCUUUGAGCCACCCAUCAUCGAGCUCACUGGACCGUUUCGGAGCCACCCGCUCGUCCAGGAGCGCUGUUUGCAGCAUCUCGACGAGCUGAGUGGCGCCGCCGAUCACCUCUCCGGGAUUUCGUCGUGUGCCGCGCAGCGUGACAGCCCUGUCAAGGGCGCGUCCACAGCAGCGCCCUCGGAACCGGUGAAGCGCGUCUUUGUACCGUUCGAGGAGGUGUACUCCACCAUCGACCCCAUGCGGGUGUCUGUCAUGACGGUGCUAAUCCGCCACAUGCGGCUCAUCUUCCUCCCUGCCGAGUGGCCCUCCUCGUGGCGGUCACCAUCGAUGGAGGCUGAUCGCGACUCUGGCGGGGUGAACCGCGUCCUCGCACGCCGCGAUGUGGAGCGGCGCAGUGUGACGCAGGAGGUGCUGCUGCUGAAGCCGUUUGAGCAGUAUCUUGGCACCGAAGUGAUGCAACACUUCCUCGACGUCUGGAAGGCGAGUGAAGGCGAUGCGGGUGACGGCAUGACGGACACCGUCACCGGCGACAAUGCAGGCUGGUACACUCGUGAAGUCCUUCCGCACCUCCUGCACUCUUGA